This is a messenger RNA of Felis catus (domestic cat), 5251 nucleotides long. It is a transcript of the gene ZNF280B, whose product is annotated as zinc finger protein 280B. The record is from RefSeq and is a predicted model, not a curated record. The coding region runs from base 273 to 1907 and encodes 544 amino acids. Gene Ontology annotation, molecular function: DNA-binding transcription factor activity, RNA polymerase II-specific; RNA polymerase II cis-regulatory region sequence-specific DNA binding. Lineage: Eukaryota; Metazoa; Chordata; Mammalia; Carnivora; Felidae. The transcript is spliced from 3 exons. Gene Ontology annotation, biological process: regulation of DNA-templated transcription.
GGCGCGCGUGCGGAGGCGGCGGCGGCGGCGGCGGCGGCGGCGCCUGGGCCCUGAGGAGGCGUCGUCCCCUCAGGCUUCGCCUGGGGAGCACCUCGGGGCGGUGCGCCUCCGGCUGCUCCGCGACCGCCGCGGACAGGGGCCGGAUGUGACCUUCUGCCUGGAGUAGCUCAAGUUCUUAGAAGUUUCAGUGCACGCCUGAGGUGGCAAUUUAUAUAAAGAAAACACUGGGACUUGAGGCCACACCUUCAAGAAUAAAAAAAAAAAAUUAGAAAAUGGAACAACCAUGUAUAUUAUGUGAGGAAGAACAAGAGCCAGAACCGCAGCAGAACAUAGAAGAAACCAAACAGGUAGAUGAUGAAGAUGGUGAGCUGAUCUUUGUUGGGGUAGAACAUGUAAAUGACGAUGCUGAGCUGAUCUUUGUUGGGGUGACUUCAAAUUCAAAACCAGUCGUUUCAAACAUUUUGAACAGAGUCACCCCAGGUUCAUGUUCAAGGAGAAAAAAGUAUGGUCACCUCAGAAAAGGUACUACUUGCAAAUUGCAGCCUAUAAGUCAUGUGACCCCUGUAUCAGAAGCAGUGACUGCCUUGCCUGUUUCUGAAUCUGAAUCAAGAUCAACAGAAAGUCCUAUUAUUAUUGAGCCUUUGUCUAAACCUGAUUAUAAAAGUAAUUCACCACAAGUCGUGCCUAAUAGCUCUUCAGAGUUAUGUUCUCCUUUGAUUACAUUCACAAAUUCAUUGCAGCAUCCAGGUGGAGCAGCACUUUCUGUAGGAGGUAUGAAUAAAAGUCCUUGCAUAUCAAAGCAACUUUCUACUGCUGAAGUAAACAAUGUAAAUCCCAAAAGGCUUAAACUCAGUGAUGGAAUCAUAGGGGGACAUGCUUCAGCUUUGUCCCCUUCAGGUAUCUUUCAUACAGUGACUGCUGAGCAAAGCACACCCUCAAACAGUGUUCAUACCUCAUUAAGCCAUGUUCAGAAUGGAGCACCUUUUCCAACAGCUUUUCCAAAGGACAGUGUUCAUUUCAACCCUGCAGAUCCUGUUAAGGAAAAUAGACAAGCAAAAACAGAUUUUUUGAGACUAGCAAGUCAAAACCAGGUUGUUGAUCCCAAGAAAGGAAGUCUGGUCAUGUUACUUCGUGACUUUUAUUAUGGGCAGCAUAAAGGAGAUGGACAGCCAGAACAGAAGACUCACACAACCUUUAAAUGCCUCAGCUGCUUGAAAGUUCUAAAGAAUGUCAAGUUUAUGAAUCACAUGAAACACCAUUUGGAACUUGAGAAGCAGAGGGGUGACAGCUGGGAAAGUUACACCACCUGCCAGCACUGCCACCGACAGUUUCCCACUCCCUUCCAGCUGCAAUGCCAUAUUGAAAGUGUACACACUACCCAGGAGCCCUCCACUGUCUGUAGAAUUUGUGAAUUGUCAUUCAAAACAGACCAAAUUCUCUUACAGCACAUGAAGGACAAUCAUAAGCCUGGUGAAAUGCCCUAUGUGUGCCAGGUUUGCAAUUACAGAUCAUCAGCCUUUGCUGAUGUGGAAACACAUUUCAGAACUUGCCAUGAAAACACUAAGAACUUGCUCUGUCCAUUCUGUCUCAAAAUUUUCAAAACUGCAACACCAUACAUGUGUCAUUAUAGGGGACACUGGGAAAAGAGUGUUCACCACUGUUCCAAAUGCCGGCUACAGUUUUUAACUUUCAAGGAGAAAAUGGAGCACAAGACCCAGUGUCAUCAAAUGUUUAAGAAGCCUAAGCAACUGGAAGGAUUGCCUCCUGAAACAAAAGUUGUUAUUCAAGUGUCACUGGGACCUCUUCACCCAGAAUCAUUGGAAGUAGCAUCCAUUACUGUGAGCACAUCAGAUUCUGAACCAUCACCCCCCAGGUCUAAGAGUAAAGUUUCCAAAAAACCUCGUUAAUUCUAGUUUCAGUAAAUCUAAAGCAGGUAUUUCAAUCAAAGUCAAAAACCCUAUAAAAAUAAAAAAUAUAAACCAUACAUUAUUCAGUAGCAUCAAACAUAGUGAAACCAAUGAGUUAUUUAUGAGUUUCUUUUUAAAUUCAUGAAAUACAGUACUGUCUGAUAUGAAUUUGAGAUGUUAUUUAAAAUAUAUUACCUGGCUUUCGUGUAACUGUAUCUGGCUUAACAUAUAAAAGGUGUUUUGUGUGUGUAUGUGUGUGUGAGAGAAAAAAAGUGGAAACCUAUUUAUUUUGAUAUUUCAUGUUACUUGUAAGUUUGAAAGCUCUAGAGUUCUUUAAGUACUUAAUUUUAUUUUCAACUUUUUCCAUGUCUUGAGGAUUUCAAUAUUAACUCUAGUCAGACUGAUAUGACUUUGUUACAACGUAGACUGUUACAACAUGGUCCCAUUUGCUGCUGAGCCCCUAUAAGUGUCUCUCUUGUGCUGGUUUAAAAUAAUCGGUCUCUGAGAGCAUGAGGGUGAAGUUGAAGAAGGUAUGUCAUGAAUGGGAAUCAGAAACUGGAAGAUUAGUCAGUGGAGACUCCUUGUUCUGGUUGAGGGAGAGGCAUGCCAGUGCGCGCGCGCACACGCGUGCACACACACACACACACACACGCGCGCGCGCACACACGCACACACAUACACACUCGCUCACUCCAGUCUGGGAGCCAAGGCAGAAAGAAAGAACAGUCUCAGAGUGUCUUCCUAGCACAAGAACAUCCAAGGAAGCAAAAGUAUUAAAAUAAAACGCGGAUGUUUGGCAAGGGGCUCCUGCAGACAUGAAAUAAUUACUGUGUGUCAGUUGGCUUCAAAUGGAGAAGAAGGGGUAAUGAAUAGAUUGGGGGCUAGAGUCUGAAGCUCCAGUUGAGUGAUCCAAAGAGUUUGUUCUCGUCUGGCUGGCCUUUGGUCGGAAUAAAUUAGCCAUAUACCUCUCAGCUGCAGCAGUACAGCAAAUAAAGUUUCCCCAGGGAAAGAAGCCCAGACAUCCAUAGUUUGAACUGCACUAGACCCAUAGUUUGAAUUGAAAAGAGCUAAACAAAUGGUAUCUACCUAGUUCAAGGACUGGGCUAAAUUUAGCUCUCUUACUAUUAAGUUGGAAUGGGAGUUGCCCAAGAAUAGUAAGUACAGUGGAUAAAAGUAGUAACCCAUGGUGACUGAGUAAAAUUAAACCCAGUAUAGGGCUUUUCCUGGUAUUUUCCCAUGUACAUGUAUCUUACCCCUGUUGAACAUGUGAAAUUUGCAAGUUUGUAACUUGCCUUGGACAUGAAUGUAUUACAGCUAACAGUUACUCUCUUGUGUGUAUAGUUUCCCUUUUUAUCAAACUAAUGUGAGUUUGGGACAUCCUUGCCACACUCUUAUGUGCAAGAAAUGUCCCAUUAAUUUCAUUAAGUAUUACGUUUUAGAGUUCCUGUCCUUCAGCUGGCUAACUGCCUAAUCUGUGACUAUACUGUGAACCUUUUCCCUUUGCCAUUUCCAAGGACUCUUAUGUAACUGGAGUGCCAUCUGAGUAUUGGUUCCUGAACAUCAACACCCUUGACUACUUCUGUGGGUUCCCAGGAUUGAGUGUCCCUGGGCAUUUUCCAGUGCUGUCCCUUCUUUCUUCCACCUCUGACUCAGGUACCUACAAGCCUCUGUGCACCACUUAAGGAACCUAGGAUGCUGUCUAUAGACCUGAGCUGGGAGAAGUCUUUCCUGUUUUCUGUUGCUUUCUCCUCUUUCAACGCAUCUUAUCUCUCCUCCCUCUUCCCUCCUCAGUCUUGUUAAAUUCCCUAAGCUUUACAAAAAGCUGGGAAUGGUUAGUCAUCAGGGGCUUUGCAUCCCUUCUAGAAUUGGGGAGGAAGGACUACAGAUAACAAAGUAGUUGUGAGUAUACUGUCCAUGUUUUAGAGAACUUCCUGAGUGUAGAUUCUGUUGUAUUUAUUUGCUCAAUGAUUGAUUGAUUUGCACUUUGAACAUUUUACUAGGCCUUUUCAUUUAGUUUGCUUGGGCCGAGGCACUUUGUUAAUAUUUCAGCCUGAACCUGUUUUAGGUGGAGAGAGAAGGAGAGAGAGAGAGAGAGAGAGAGAGAGAGAGAGAGAGAGAGAGUGUGCGUGUGUGUGCGUGUGCACGCACAGUUGUUCUAGUCUCAGGUGGAAACUUCUGUGUAUAAAUAGAUAUGCAGACCUCUGCAUACUUGUCUCCCUUGUUCUGUUCGUAUAACAAAUUCUGUUUUUGAAAACAGUAAAAAUAUGAAAUGUUUUAGUUCUUUGUUUUUGUGGUUGCUUGGUAUUAUCAACACUGUUAACUGUUGUUUGCUAUUUAACUAAAGUAUGCCCCUAAGGAGUACAAAUUGUUAUUUAUUGCCAACUACAGGUUGAGUGAUACGACCCCUGUCUACCUCCUCUUGCUCUUCCAUUCUCUGCCAUGCUACUCUACCAUUUUCCCCACUGGUGCACUGUUUUUGACACAUUGGCCUUGUUUUUUUUUCAAGCAAAUCAUAUUUUUUCCUGUUCCAAAGACUUUGCAAUUGUUGCUUUCUUUCUUAGAAUGCUCAUCUCCUAAGCCUGCAUGACUUGCUACCUCGCUUAAUUGUUUGACACUUCCUUUAGUUUAUUGAGCUUCACCAGUGUUCUUAAAAGAUACUGACAAUGAAAUGAUACCUUUUUCCUCCUCCCUGCUAAAGGCACUUUAAGCCUCCCCACUCCUUCUUUCCUCUCCAAUCUGGUUAAAUUUCCUAGGUUUUCACAAAAAGCUAGGAAGAGAUAAUCAUCAAAAGCUUUGCUUACCUUAGAAUUGAGCUAGCUUGAGUCAAUUUCUGUGCCUGCAACCAAAAGACAAUGAAUAUAGUGAGUUGAGUUCUUUCAGGAGCUUUCUCUGUUUUUCUAUUGAUACCUCUAUAUUUUUUUAAGGCAAUGUCACUUUGUUUUGUUUACAAAUAUAUUGAAUAUCUGUCAAGAUUACUAUUUUGUUAUUGCCUUUUGUGAAUUUCCAUGUCUAUUUUGCUUGCUUGUUCUUUCAGAUAAAAUUUAUUAUUUUGUUAAUGUUGCCAAAAAUUGUAAGUAAAAUAGCAAUUAUAGUAAUAAAAUGCUUUUUUGAAAAAAAAAGUUUUCGUUAUUUAUCUUUUCACCAAUAACAUGGCAUAUUUUUAGUUUAAGUUAAUUUUUAUUUGAUACCACUAUGUACACUCUUUGCCUUCCUGCCAAUUUUAAUUAUUUUUGACCAUAUUGCAUUGGCCCGAACUUCCAAACAGUGAUAUGUAAAUGAGCUUUCUUGUUCUUGGUUUUAGUGAGAAAUGCUUUACCAUUAAAGGUAAUGCACAUACUGCUUAA